AUGUCAGGGUGGCGUGAAGUAGGUUCCUCUGCCGGUCACACCUAUGGCACAGCUCCAGCUCCCAUCCCUGACAAUCUUGCCUAUUACGAUGAGAAUCUUGAGCAGUUUUGGGUUAGUCCAGAAGUGGCGUAUGAGAAGACGGAUACUUUCUUGUGCCAGCCACCCGUGACUGGGAAUCUGGAGAUGACUCGCAAUUCCUACAACAAUCGCCAGACGCUAUGUCUACCUGCGUACAUGUCGAACCCCUAUUUGUCAAGACCCAUAUUCAACCAGCCUGAGGGAGUGCCAGUCUCCGCUUCUGGGAGCAAUUUUCUCCGUUGGAUGCCUUCUACCGAUCCUAUCCCUGAACAGACGCUCACGUCGUCCCAAGACUUGCACCAGGAGCCAUUAACGCCCCCUUCCCCAUGUGCUGAGUUAUAUACUUCAGACAUAAUGAAGACUCGGUUUACGACUACUCCUCAUCGCUCUUUCUCCUUGAAUGCUUCUUUUGACACCGAAUUAUCCGCGAGACGAGAUCCUCUUGUGGCCAACUGUAACGGUAAUCUGCCUUCGCGAUCCGUUUAUCAGAACAGUUCUCCAAGCCGGCAUCAGCAACAGCCAUCUGGAAAAAUUACUAGACGGCAAUUGCUGAAACAGGGUCUCAUGUUGGAGAAUAUACCACCAAUAAUCAAGCAGGUACAGUUCAGGUGCAGCGAGCCAGGCUGUAAGGGACGUUUUAAGAGACAGGAACAUUUGAAAAGACACAUGAAGAGCCACUCCAAGGACAGGCCAUACGUCUGCUGGGUCCCUGGCUGCCACCGUGCCUUUUCACGUAGCGACAAUCUCAAUGCGCAUUACAGCAAAACCCACAGCAAAAGAGGAGGCCGCAAUCGAUAUGUCUCCACACUUGAUGAAACCAGCAGUGACUAUGAUCCAAACUUUCGAGGACAGCUUACCCCGGAUGGUCGUCCAAUAUAUGGAUCGAAGCUGUGAGACGUACGCUAAUUCGGCCUUUAUGACGACAAAUUCUCUCGGAGACAAGUGAAUAUAAUUGCUGAUUGACCCCCUACCCCGACCAUAACUGUUUAUUUAACGACCCCUUUUUCAACUAGUUCCGGAUGAUAACACGUAUUCGAAUAUCGAAAGGCAAAAACUCGCACUAUGAGAAAUUCCUCUUUGCAUUUUCAGAACUACAGGCAUGCCCAAAGCAACUCAGAGAUCUGCUGUUUUCUUUUCUCUUCCUUGGUUUGAUUCCGUGGGAUUGAAAAAUAAUAUCCGGGAUGCCGGAGUACUCCUCCUUAAUUAUUUCCAUUUCUUGAUGUCCUCACGAAACCAUGGUUGGUUUUUUUUUUGUUUGUUUGUUUGUUUUUUGUUUUUUAAUUAGGCAAGUAUGGCUGAUCGUGCCUAGUCUUAUGUGAACGUGAUAUGAUUCAAUAGAUUCCUUCUUGCAUUUCUUUUUCUUAUUGCAGGUUUUCUGGUCUAGUGAGCAAGGAUUAAAGAAAAAAGCCUCUCUUAUGUAUCUUGAUCCCAAUUCGCUCUUGGCGAGGAAUGAAACAAGGCCAAAGAUAGGGACGUUGGGAG
Messenger RNA from Monascus purpureus, 1560 nucleotides. The record is from the annotation of a GenBank genome assembly. NCBI's taxonomy places the organism in Eukaryota, Fungi, Ascomycota, Eurotiomycetes, Eurotiales, Aspergillaceae.